AUGAAAAUAAAGGAGACCUUUUUUCAUAGUCUUGGUGCAGCCGAUAGCCGGAGGUUUGUGUUCAGUCCAAGAACUCCAGCCAACGGUGUCCUAAGCCACUGGUUUAGUGUGACUUCUUCUUUUCUGCAACUGGAGGCCUUCUGCUUGUUGUCGCGUGCAAUGCAACUUGCAGCUUAUGCAUCGAUAUGCAAGUAUAGCCCUGACGGCAGACGCUGUGGGCGUCCGGGUGGAGCGCGAACGGCGGAGGCCAUGUCAUCUCAGUUGUCGAGUGCCUGCCCAGCACUGCGAAACAGCGAAGUGGAAGCUGGAGCGGGUCUGUACUACGGCACACACGCAUUCUUCGGUUACGUUGUCCACAUGGCUGCGGUGGUGGCGAAGUUUGAUCUAGGGUGGCUCAGCAGACGUCUUAGCAUCACCACCCAGUACGGCCUGAGAACCCCCAAAAUUCACCAUGUGGUUCUCGCAUUGAUCCGAAACUUCGCCACACCAGCUUUCCUUCAAGGAUAUAAGGAGUUGUCUGUCACAGCACAACUUCGACAAUUUUUCGUGGUUGCUCGACAUAAAGACUGGUGGUUCCUCAAUUCGUAUAGCAGUGGCGUUCAGCACCCGGAUGCCCUUGGUCCUCAUCAGGAAAGUAGCAGCGAAGCAGCCUUCGCCUAUUGGGCUGUUGCCAUGUAUGCUAAAGUAACUGGCGACCGACGACUAGAACAGUGGGGCCGAGUGCUGGCGGCCACAGAGAUUUAUGCCGCUAAUGCAUACAUCCAUAUCAAGGAGUGGAACGAGAUUUACCCACCAGCGGUGCGAUAUCUUGGAGCAAUUGGAAGAUUACAUGAGAACGCUGCAGUUUUCAACACCAUUGAAGGUGUAGAGCCAUUCAAAAUAUUCAGCAAGCAAAUAAUACCACUAACUCCUUUCUCACUGGAGAUCAUAGAUGCCGGCUGGGCACUCUGGAUGACGGAGCGCUGGAGAAAUGCAUGUGUCUCCAAUUUGUCGAAGUGUUUCAGAGAGUUUGGUGACAUUGGUCUAACGCACAUGUCUCUCUUUACACAGAAAUGGACAGCGGAAGGUGGCCCGGAUGGUAUUGACAGGGAGGCCACCAUAAAGGCGGAGAUUGAGCAAGCCACUCAGCAAGUGCUGCAUAUUAACUGCUUUCAGGUGAAGAGCUUCGACUGUGGAGUCCAUACGCUCUCGAACGCGUUGUUCUUUGUCGCCAUGACACAUGCGCUAGGAGGCGCGCCGACUAUCUUGGACGCAGAGGAUGGGAACGGUCGCUAUAGAAUAUAUUAA
Messenger RNA from Toxoplasma gondii ME49, 1287 nucleotides. Its product is annotated as endo-1,3(4)-beta-glucanase. NCBI's taxonomy places the organism in Eukaryota, Apicomplexa, Conoidasida, Eucoccidiorida, Sarcocystidae. The record is from RefSeq and is a predicted model, not a curated record. The transcript is spliced from 9 exons. Bases 1 to 1287 code for a protein of 428 amino acids. Gene Ontology annotation, molecular function: endo-1,3(4)-beta-glucanase activity.